Acanthisitta chloris (rifleman) is the source of this 306-nucleotide messenger RNA. Its product is annotated as tubulin beta-4B chain. Lineage: Eukaryota; Metazoa; Chordata; Aves; Passeriformes; Acanthisittidae. Gene Ontology annotation, cellular component: cytoplasm; microtubule. Gene Ontology annotation, molecular function: structural constituent of cytoskeleton; GTP binding; GTPase activity. Gene Ontology annotation, biological process: mitotic cell cycle; microtubule cytoskeleton organization; neuron migration. The record is from RefSeq and is a predicted model, not a curated record. The transcript has 3 exons. The annotation marks the transcript as partial.
UUCUGGGAGGUCAUCAGCGAUGAGCAUGGUAUUGAUCCCACGGGCAGCUACCAUGGGGACAGUGACCUGCAGCUGGAGAGGAUCAAUGUCUACUACAAUGAAGCAGCUGGUAACAAGUAUGUCCCCCGUGCCAUCCUUGUGGACCUGGAGCCUGGCACCAUGGACUCUGUGCGCUCUGGCCCCUUUGGACAGAUCUUCCGUCCUGACAACUUUGUCUUUGGUCAGAGCGGGGCUGGCAACAACUGGGCCAAGGGGCACUACACGGAAGGUGCCGAGCUGGUGGACUCUGUCCUGGAUGUGGUGAGG